Molecule: messenger RNA, 636 nt
Organism: Onychostoma macrolepis
Lineage: Eukaryota; Metazoa; Chordata; Actinopteri; Cypriniformes; Cyprinidae
Exons: 3
Coding region: 1-636 (211 amino acids)
Source: RefSeq, a predicted model, not a curated record
AUGGUCAUUUACACUUCGCUGGCUCAGUAUUUUCUACCAUUGCCGCACAGACAUCGGAGAAGCAAGCUAACCAUGGCCAGCCCUGUAAAAGCGCAGAAAGUGGAGGAUUGCGCCGUAGAAGGAUACCUACAUAGCGUGUCUCCAGCAAGAAACUCUAAAAAGAACAACAAGUACUUCACUGCUGUGAUACAGAGGGGAAGACACGAAUAUCAUCAAGUUGUAAGUUUUUCGCUGGACAAACUAACCGCGUUUUCGCAAGCUUCUAAGAACGGGACAGCAGUGAAGCUGAAGAACUUACGCCGCAGUCUCAGCUUCUCUGAUCCCGAUGGAUUCGAUGUAAUCUGCUCUAAAACGACAACCCUUGAUGUUGUGACUGUACCGUUCUCCUGCAUCGCACCUUCAGGCAGCGCAAGGACGGAUGUAGCUGCCAUGAAAGCGCUGGGACCGAGACAAAAUGUAGACGAGCUGGAAGGUAAGGUCCUGCCCCGUGCUGCUGUCAGGGGGGUACCGAUGAUCCCGACAACGGCGCUUCUUCCACGACUUUGCACGGUUUGGUCUCCGGGGUUCAAAUCAGAGCCAGGCAUCUCAUUGUGUUCAAAACGACAUUUCUGCCAACUCCAUUACCCACAGAUGUGA